AAGUGUAUCGAGACGCGAGUGUGAAUGCACAUGCUCCGUGCGCUCAGUGGUUCGAAGAUUUUUUUGUAUGGAGUGUUCCGUUAAGAAACAGCAAGAAUAGGGCUGAGAAGCGAGGAUAGAGGAGAGGAAGCCCAAGGUGUGUGUGAUCUCUGUAGCAGCGUUUUUCUUGAGGAACCUCUCAAUCCUGGAGGGAUUUGGAUUGUGUGGUGAUUUCGAAUCGUGAGCCCGGAAGAAUCUCAUCGGGGUGGAGAAGGAAGUGAGCGCAUUAGAAAGGAGCUGAGCUAAAAUAGUGUUAACGGAAGAUUCGGAAUAGAUAAUAAGCCGUUAGCACGGAGAGUGAUUUUGAAGAGUCCACAGGGACUUGGCGAAGUAUUUGCGUGAAGUAAGCAGUGAAUAGUGAAUCCAGAUCAAUGAUGGCCGAAGAAGAAUUGUCGGCAGAAUAAUAAGUGGAAAAGUCAAGGUGCUGGGUGAUCGUUGAAGAAAAAGAUCAACAAUCGACAUCAAGCUCAAGCAAUGAAAGGUGCUACGAAGCUGCAUUACAACAAUGAGUGUCAAUCGGGUGGUUGGGCCUUUUAAGACCCUAGAAGAAUCGUGGUGACCUCAACAUUGGGGAUAAUAUCAGUGAUAUAUUCAAACGAAUGGAAGAAUCAAACCUUUGAUGAUCUAUAGGUGUUGUGAAGAAGCAAAAGUGUUCAAAUCAGUGUGCAUAGACCGGAAACACGAAACUAGGAAGCGGGUUGGACCGGAACCUGCCCGCGUCUGAAGGGAUUUUCCCGUAACGUAGUAAAACUAGCAGCCAGAGUUCUCGAGACAACCUUUAGCUGAACUGAAUCUGGAACUAUGUGGUCGUCAACAACGGCCACCACCACCCGAAGGGGAUCGCCCGUCGGCAUCUCCGGUCUGUCAAAUACUCGGAUUAGGAUGCUCAUCAUUGGAUUGUUCCUGGUCAUGCUGAUUGAUUCCGCUUCCGGCUUUCUGUCGUGUUCUCCAUCGCCGUGCAAACAUGGAGGAACAUGCAUCAGCAAACCGAACGGAGGAUCCUACUGCAACUGUACGACGCGGCAUACCGGUGAAUUCUGUGAAUUUACGAAUCCGUGUCACAUCGGUGCGGGUCCUCGGUGUCAAAACGGGGGAACUUGCGAGGUGACCUUCCGCGAAGGUAUUCCGUCGUUUUCGUGUCGGUGUCCGAUCGGAUUCACCGAGAGUUUGUGCGAAAUUCCGGUUAAGAACGCGUGCGAUUCGUCUCCGUGUAACAACGGGGGCACCUGCAAGCUGAAGAGCCUGAACGAGUACACGUGCCUCUGCGCCACCGGAUAUUCGGGAAAACACUGCGACAAACAGAACCUCUGUGCGUCAUCUCCAUGCCGCAACGGAGGCACUUGCACACUGUCCCCAAACGGGCACGUCAAGUGCAUCUGCCCAAAGGGGUUCAAGGGUUUGACGUGCUCCGAGGAUAUCGAGGAGUGCAUCAAGAACCCUUGCGUCAACGGUGGCAAGUGCGUCAACACGCAUGGAUCGUACCAAUGCAUGUGUGAACCCGGAUACACUGGGAAAAACUGCGAGUCGCACUACAUUCCCUGUUCGCCGUCGCCUUGCCAAAACGGAGGCACUUGCAAGCAGUCGACGAAAUUUAACUACGAAUGCAAAUGUCCACCAGGCUUCCAUGGUAAAAACUGCGAGGAGAACAUCGACGAUUGUCCGGGCAAUAUGUGUCAAAACGGUGGCACCUGCGUAGACGGGGUCAAUGCCUAUCACUGCAAGUGCCCGCCGAGCUUUACCGGCGAUUAUUGCGACACGGACGUGGACGAGUGCGUUCAGCAGCCGACGAUUUGCAAGAAUGGGGCCACCUGUACCAACACCCACGGCGGCUACAACUGUAUCUGCGUGAACGGGUGGAAUGGGCCUGACUGUAGCAACAAUAUCGAUGACUGUGUGGAUGCGGCUUGUUUCAACGGGGCCACCUGUAUCGAUGGGGUCGGUAGCUUCUACUGUCGGUGCACGCCGGGCAAGACUGGGCUGCUGUGCCAUCUGGACGAUGCUUGUACUUCAAAUCCUUGCCACGCCGAUGCAAUCUGUGAUACCAGCCCGAUCAACGGGUCGUUUACGUGUUCCUGCGCGAUGGGCUACAAGGGCAUCGACUGUUCUGAGGAUAUCGACGAGUGUGAUCAAGGUUCCCCGUGCGAGCACAACGGCAUCUGUGUCAACACGCCCGGCUCGUUUGCCUGCAACUGUACCCAGGGCUUUACCGGGCCCCGGUGCGAGACCAACGUCAACGAGUGCGAGUCACAUCCGUGCCAGAACGAGGGCAGCUGCCUCGACGAUCCGGGAACGUUUCGCUGCGUUUGCAUGCCAGGAUUUACCGGAACGCAGUGCGAGAUCGACAUCGACGAGUGCGCCACCAACCCUUGCCUGAACGGUGGCAUCUGCCGGGAUCUGAUCAACUCGUUCAAGUGCACCUGUGCCAUCGGAUUCACGGGUCUUCGCUGUCAGAUCAAUAUCGACGAUUGUCUAUCGCAACCCUGUCGGAACGGCGGUAUCUGCCAUGAUUCCAUCGCCGGGUACACGUGCGAGUGUCCACCCGGGUAUACGGGAAUGUCCUGCGAGACGAACAUCAACGACUGCGCUUCGAACCCGUGCCACCGGGGUAUCUGCAUCGAUGGGGACAAUUCGUUCACCUGCCAGUGCAACCCGGGGUACACCGGGUACCUGUGUCAGAUCCAGAUCAACGAGUGCGAAUCGAACCCGUGUCAGUUUGGCGGACACUGUGAAGAUCUGGUCGGAGGUUACAUAUGUCGCUGUCAACCGGGAACGUCCGGUCCCAACUGUGAAGUCAACGUGAACGAGUGCCACAGCAAUCCGUGUCGACAUGGCGCCAAAUGCAUAGACGGCAUCAACAGGUACACCUGUCAGUGCGUACCAGGCUUUACGGGAACCCACUGCGAGACGAACAUCAACGAAUGCGCAUCAGAUCCCUGCGCCAACGGAGGUGUCUGCAUGGACCUGGUCAACGGAUUCCGCUGCGAAUGCCCUCGUGGUUACUUCGACGCCCGAUGCCUCAGCGACGUGGACGAAUGCGCUUCAAACCCUUGCAUCAACGGAGGUCGUUGUGAAGACGGCGUCAAUCAAUUCAUCUGCCAUUGUCCUCCCGGCUACGGUGGUCGUCGUUGCGAAACGGACAUAGACGAGUGCGGAUCGAAUCCAUGCCAACACGGCGGAAUCUGCCGCGAUGGCCUCAACUCCUACACCUGCCAGUGCAUGCCAGGAUACUCGGGCAGAAACUGUGAAAUCAACAUCGACGACUGCGUGAACAAUCCCUGCCGAAACGGAGGUUCCUGCAUCGAUCUGGUCAAUGGAUACAAAUGCGUUUGCCGAGUUCCGUUCACCGGACGGGAUUGUGAAUCGAAAAUGGAUCCUUGCCUACCGAAUCGGUGCCGCAACGGAGCCAAGUGUUCACCUAGCCAAAACUACAUGGACUUCUCGUGCAGCUGCACCCUCGGCUACACCGGACGGCUAUGCGACGAAGACAUCAACGAGUGUGCGCUGUCCUCACCCUGCCGAAACGGCGCCACCUGUCGCAACACCAACGGUUCCUAUCAAUGCCUCUGCGCCAAAGGCUACGAGGGUCGCGAUUGCACCGUCAACACCGACGACUGUGCCUCGUUCCCAUGUCAGAAUGGAGGAACCUGCCUGGACGGCAUCGGGGACUACACGUGCCUCUGCGUGGAUGGCUUCGAGGGCAAACACUGCGAAGUCGACGUCAACGAGUGCGUAUCCAUGCCUUGCCAGAACGGAGCAACUUGUACGCAGUACGUCAACUCGUACACCUGCACGUGCCCACUCGGCUUCAGCGGAAUGAACUGCCAGACCAACGACGAAGACUGUACCGAAAGCUCCUGCAUGAACGGCGGAACCUGCAUCGACGGUAUUAACAGCUACAACUGCUCGUGCCAAGCCGGAUUCACUGGAUCUAACUGCCAGUACAAGAUCAACAAAUGCGACUCGCAACCCUGCCGGAACGGUGCCACUUGUUACGAUUACGACAACGACUACACCUGUCACUGUUCGUACGGCUACACCGGAAAGCAGUGCAUGGACUACGUAGAUUGGUGUUCCCAGUCUCCUUGCGAGAACGGCGCCACCUGCGUCCAACGGGAGAACGUCUACCAGUGCAUCUGUGCUCCCGGAUGGACCGGUAAGCUCUGUGACGUGGAAAUGGUAUCCUGCAAGGAUGCAGCCAUCCGGAAACGCGUUGAACAGAAACUCCUCUGUCACAACGGAACCUGCGAAGACUUCGGAAACUCCCAUCGCUGCCACUGCCAACAAGGCUACUCCGGCUCCUACUGCCAAAAGGAAAUCAACGAAUGCGAAAGCCAACCUUGCCGUAACGGAGGUCACUGCAAAGACCUCAUCGGAUCAUACAAGUGCAUCUGCAAGAAGGGCUUCCAAGGUCAGAACUGCGAACUAAACAUCGACGAGUGCAAGCCAAACCCUUGCCGAAACGGAGGUAUCUGCCACGAUCUGAUCAACGACUACAAGUGCUCGUGUCCACCGGGAACGCUCGGAGUGCUAUGCGAGAUCAACACGGACGACUGCGUUCCGGGUGCUUGCCACAACAACGGUAGCUGUAUCGACAAGGUUGGAGGAUUCGAAUGCCGCUGUCCACCGGGCUUCGUAGGAUCCCGCUGUGAAGGCGACAUCAACGAGUGUCUGUCGAACCCAUGCUCGAACCCGGGAACCCUGGACUGCGUCCAGCUGGUCAAUGACUACCACUGCAACUGCAAGCCCGGUCACAUGGGACGGCACUGUGAGAUCAAGGUUGACUUCUGCGCCAACUCGCCGUGCCUGAAUGGAGGAAUCUGUUCCAUUCGGCAAAGCGGACACCAUUGCGUAUGCACUGACGGUUACUACGGCAAGAACUGCGAAUUCUCCGGACAUGACUGCGACUCGAACCCUUGCAUCAACGGACUGUGCCAGAUUGCUGACGACGGUGGCUACCGUUGCGAGUGUCCGCUGGGAACCAGUGGUAUCAACUGUGAGAUUGACAUCCUGGACGAGUGUAAUUCGAGUCCUUGCGAGCGCGGAGCUGCCUGCCAGAACAAGCUGGGCGACUUUGAGUGCUUCUGUCCGCCGAAGUGGGCCGGAAAGACGUGCAACAAGUAUGAUACGACGUACAAGGGAUGGUUCGAGAGCGACAUCAAGAAGAAGGGUAUUAUGAACAUCUAUGCGAUUGAUUUGGAGUAUCAGAGGGCGCAGUGCGUGAAGAAGGGAUGUCGGGAGAAACAAGGUAAUCAUAGGUGCGAUGAAGAGUGCAACACGUACGCCUGUGACUUUGAUGGAAACGACUGUUCGCUGGGAAUCAAUCCGUGGUUGAACUGCACUGCCAGCAUCAACUGCUGGGAGGUGUUCCAGGAUGGAAUCUGUAAUGAGGAUUGUAACAAUGCUCAGUGCUUGUUCGAUGGACGCGAUUGCGAGAAGAAGCUCCAGCCGUGUAAUCCGGUGUAUGACGCGUACUGUCAGAAGCACUAUGCCAACGGAUUCUGUGACUACGGAUGUAACAAUGCCGAGUGUAACUGGGACGGUUUGGAUUGCGAGAACGAUCGAGAACCGGCUCAGUUGGCGGAAGGUGCCAUUUCAAUCAUCCUGCUGAUGGACAUGGAGACGUUCAAGAAGAAUUCCGUUCAAUUCCUGCGUGACCUGGGUCAUCAGCUGAGAACGACAGUACGGAUCAAAAAGAACAAUGCCGGUAUGGAGAUGAUCUUCCCUUGGAAGGGAGGCACUGCUCUGCAGGGAUUGGCUGAGAGCGAAUUCGGCCGCAAGCACCACGUUGUCUACACGGAAACCCGACAGACUGGUAUCCAGGUCUUCCUGGAACUGGACAACCGCAAAUGCAUUGGAAUGACUGGUGCAGAGUGCUUCGGAACGGCUAGCGAGGCUGCCGAGUUCCUGGCCGCAACGGCUUCGAAGCAUUCCCUCUCGAAACAGUUCCCAAUUUACCAAGUCAAGGGCGUCAAUCCCGAUGACGACGGUCUUCCGGAAACGACGAACACCAACUAUGUACUACUAGGAUUCUUCAUCGGAUUACUGUUGUUUGCCAUGUGCGGAGUGUUGGUGGCGAACCGAAAGCGAGCCCAUGGCGUCACGUGGUUCCCAGAAGGAUUCUUCACGGCCAACACCAACGUCAGAAGGCCGUCCCGCAGACGACCAGAUGGCCAGGAGAUGCGUAACUUGAACAAGAAUCCCUCGAUGGUGGACAUGGCCAAUGGGCAUAUGGGUAACUCGCAGCAGUGGUGCAACAGUGACGAUGAAUCGGAAAUGCCGCAACCCAAGCGGUUGCGUGGCAUCGAUCAGGGCUACUCAAGUGAUCAUACUGCGAUUACGGACUACGAAGAAACGGAACCUCGAGUUUGGUCGCAGCAGCACUUCGAAGCUGCUGAUAUCCGUGAUCAUCCGGCAAUGAUGACACCUCCGACGCACCACGAUGGCGGCCAUAACGAUGUAGAUGUGCGAGGACCUUGCGGUAUGACUCCUCUAAUGGUGGCUGCGGUUCGUGGCGGAGGAAUCGAUUCAGGCGAAGACAUUGACUCAGCUGACGACUCCACUGCUCAGAUCAUUUCGGAGUUGGUGGCUCAGGGCGCUGAACUUAACGCGACUAUGGAUAAGACUGGUGAAACUUCUUUGCAUUUGGCGGCUCGUUACGCUCGUGCGGACGCUGCUAAGAGGUUGUUGGACGCUGGAGCUGAUGCGAAUAGUCAGGAUAAUACCGGACGUACUCCACUGCACGCAGCCGUCGCUGCCGAUGCUAUGGGUGUCUUCCAGAUUUUGCUUAGGAACCGCGCUACUAAUCUGAAUGCUCGUAUGCACGACGGUACGACACCGUUGAUCUUGGCAGCCCGUCUCGCGAUCGAAGGAAUGGUUGAAGAUCUGAUCACUGCCGAUGCUGACAUCAACGCCGCAGACAACAGUGGUAAGACUGCGCUGCAUUGGGCUGCGGCCGUAAACAAUGUGGAUGCAGUGAAUAUACUUCUAACCCACGGUGCCAAUCGGGAUGCUCAAGAUGACAAAGACGAAACUCCGUUAUUCCUGGCCGCUAGGGAAGGAUCGUUUGAAGCCUGCAAAGCCUUGCUGGACAACUUUGCCAAUCGGGACAUCACCGAUCACAUGGAUCGGUUACCACGGGACGUGGCUAGCGAGCGGAUACAUCAGGACAUUGUCCGAUUGCUGGACGAGCACGUGCCACGUAGCCCGCAGAUGGUGACGACGAUCCCGAACACGAUCAUGUCACCGACGACGCAUCCGCACAUGAUCACCCACCCGACGAUCAUUGCUUCGACGAAGCAGAAUAAACAGAAGAAGCGGGCGAAGAUGAACGGAGCCGUCGGAGGACCACAGAAUCCCAACAGCCCGGACAACGACGGAAGCAUCCGUCGGAAAGCAGUGGCCAAGAAACCGACGCCGGGUGCCAAGAAAAACAACAACCUUGGUGAUGUGCAUAUUUCGGAUGAUCAGCUGAGCUCGGUGGAGUCGCCGCUGGCCAAUAUCCCCAGCCCGUACGAUACGGUCAGUUUGUACUCGAACGCGAUGGCCGUACACCAGAUGGAUACGAUGACCGGUGCCGGCACCGGCAAGAAGCCACCGAGCUACGAAGAUUGCAUCAAGAGUGCGCAAUCGAUGCAAUCGCUACAUAACAUCAAUCUGGACAACUACGGCUACUCGAUGGGCGGUGCCGGAAAUACUCCGUUCCAGGAUCUGCUGAUGAACCAGCGAAACAACGUGGCGGCGGCGAACAUGUUGCACGCGAUGCAUGCGAUGGGCGAAAGCGGGCUCAGUCCGCCCUAUUCGAACCAGUCGCCGCCGCACUCGGUGCAGAGUAAUCUGGCGCUUUCGCCGCAGGGUUAUAUCGGUUCGCCAUCACCGGCCAAGACGAGGCCCAGUUUGCCAACGUCGCCGACGCACAUCCAAGCGAUGAGGCACGCUCAGCAACAGAAGCACGGUGUGCAAAUGAUCUCCAACGGAAGCAUGCAGCAGCAACAGCAGCAGCAGCAGCAACAACAGCAACAGCAAAAUAGUGGUAGUAUAGGCUGUGGACCGCAGCAGAGCAGUAGUAAUAACAAUAGCAGUAACAACACAAAUAGUGCAAUGUUGGCCGGCCUACAGAUGAGCUUUGUCAACGGUUCUUCCGGACUGGAACUGGCGGGCUUCUGCAGUCCCACAGGCCAAGGAUCUCAAGCAACCACAUCGCAGAACACCACCGCCACCACCAUCUCGUCGCCAUCGUCGUCGACCAUGUCGUCGGCGCACCUUUCGCCGAUGUCGUCCGCGUCGGCGCACUGCCAGCAGUCGACCCUGAACAGCCAACAGUCGUCGUUCUACCAAUAUCUGACGCCACCGAGCCAGCACAGUGGGGGCGUAACGCCGCAGCAUUUGGUCCAAACCCUGGACAGCUACCCGACGCCAUCGCCGGAAUCGCCCGGCCACUGGUCUAGUUCCUCGCCACACUCGACUUCGGACUGGUCCGAAGGAGUCCAAUCGCCCGCCGCGGCCAACAUGAACGUGUACGUGACGAGUGCCCCACCCGGUGGCCAUCAGGCCAACAAGGGUUCCGAAGCGAUCUACAUCUAACCCACAAGGGCUUAGAACAGUUUAGUUAAUACAAGUGCCUCGUCCUAAACGUUGACAAGCAACGUCUGUACAGAGAAAAAGUGUCCCCUAGCUCCACUUCGCCCUCGUUUAGCCCCAGCUGUAGAAUGGGACCGGAGCGAAGCCGGAUAGUGAUAAUUUAUUCGAUAAUUUAACUAGUUUUUAAAACAAUUUGUUGCAAAAGACUUCCCCCUCGAAGGAACCAUGCGUGCUGAAUAGACCUAUUCGUAUUUUCAAAAAUGUCUGGAAACUCCCCAGUCAACCAAUACUUUGAUUUUUCA
Messenger RNA from Aedes aegypti (yellow fever mosquito), 8918 nucleotides. It is a transcript of the gene N, whose product is annotated as neurogenic locus Notch protein. Gene Ontology annotation, molecular function: Notch binding; calcium ion binding. The record is from RefSeq and is a predicted model, not a curated record. Bases 841 to 8619 code for a protein of 2592 amino acids. The transcript has 11 exons. Gene Ontology annotation, biological process: regulation of developmental process; Notch signaling pathway; multicellular organism development. NCBI's taxonomy places the organism in Eukaryota, Metazoa, Arthropoda, Insecta, Diptera, Culicidae. Gene Ontology annotation, cellular component: membrane.